Messenger RNA from Rasamsonia emersonii CBS 393.64, 1074 nucleotides. Its product is annotated as DUF52 domain protein. NCBI's taxonomy places the organism in Eukaryota, Fungi, Ascomycota, Eurotiomycetes, Eurotiales, Trichocomaceae. The record is from RefSeq and is a predicted model, not a curated record. The transcript has 3 exons. The coding region runs from base 1 to 1074 and encodes 357 amino acids.
AUGGCGACCAGAAGGCCAUCUCAUGCGGGUUCGUGGUACGACGACGACCGCCUCACGUUGACGGCUGACCUCGACGGAUGGCUUGCGGCCGUUCCCAAGGAGAUCAAAGGGUUGGGGACUCUGCCUAUUCCUGGCGCGCGAAUCAUCAUUGCUCCCCAUGCGGGAUACGCGUACUCCGGGCCAUGUGCUGCGUAUGCAUACAAGGCUCUGGACCUGUCCAAAGCCAAACGCAUCUUCCUGCUGGGACCCUCCCAUCACCAUCCCCUCUCGACCAUUGCCUUCCCUGAGCUGAAGACCUACUCGACACCGCUUUCCGAUGAGCCCCUUCCCCUCGACACCGAAUUGAUCAACAAGCUCCGUUCCUCCUCGCCCAGUUUCGAGACCAUGUCCCGCAGAAUUGACGAGAGAGAGCACAGCCUCGAAAUGCACCUGCCCUAUAUCCACCGUCGCCUGCAGCUUGAAUACCCGGACCGCCCGGCGUCUGAAUACCCGCCUCUGGUUCCGAUCAUGGUUGGCAGCACGAGUGCCGAGACUGAACGUUCUGUAGGCGCCCUCCUGGCUCCGUACCUCGCCGAUCCAUCCAAUGCCUUCAUCGUCAGUUCCGACUUUUGUCACUGGGGUCUCCGAUUCGGCUACACGUACUACGUGCCUGAUGCGCCGGAGCAGCGGCCCAAACUGCCCCUCUCGCACGAGUCUCUCCCGCAGCCGCCGACGACCACGGAAGAAGCCGAAGAAGCCAUUAGAUUUGUGUCUGGCCAGCGAGCACUGAGCCGGAACAGCGAGCUCAAGGCCGAGAUCUACGACAGCAUCUCCGCCGUCGACAUUGCGACCAUGAAGGCGAUCACCACGGGCCAGACCAAGGCGUUUCUCAAGAUCCUCCGCUCGACGGGGAACACCGUGUGCGGCCGUCACCCGAUCGGCGUCAUCAUGGCGGCGCUGGAGCAGGUGACUUCGACAGAUUCGACCUCGGAGGAGAAGGGCAAGUUCCAUUUCAUCAGAUACGAGCGGAGUUCUGACCCGGAUGUUGUGUCUGAGAGUUCUGUCAGCUAUGUUUCUGCUGUAGCUGUGCUGUAG